GGCCCGGAUCCCGCUCAGCGCCGCGGGCCCCGCUGCUCGCAGGAUCCCGGGGUCAAGGCUCCUCUCCCUGUCUGCGGCCGCCGGAGCCGUCCUGGGGCUGGGCCGGUGCGGAGGUGACGGAGGGAGGCAGCGGCUCACCCUGCGGGAUGUGGCGGAGCUCAUGCGGAGCAAGGAAUGUCACCGGGUGGUGGUGAUGGCUGGAGCUGGGAUCAGCACCCCCAGCGGCAUCCCGGACUUCAGGUCCCCGGGGAGCGGGCUCUACAGUAACCUGGAGCAGUACAACCUCCCCUACCCAGAGGCCAUCUUUGAGCUCACCUAUUUCUGUAUCAACCCCAAGCCCUUUUUCACUCUGGCCAAGGAGCUCUACCCCGGCAACUACAGACCCAACUAUGCCCACUACUUCCUGAGGCUGCUGCACGACAAGGGGCUGCUCCUGCGCCUCUACACCCAGAACAUCGACGGGCUGGAGCGGGUUGCUGGGAUCCCUCCCCACAGGCUGGUGGAAGCCCACGGCACCUUUGCCACUGCCUCCUGCACCGUGUGUCGAAGGAGCUUCCCAGGAGAGGACUUCAGGGGGGAUGUGAUGGCAGACAGGGUCCCUCGCUGCCCCGUCUGCACCGGGCUCAUCAAACCCGACAUCGUGUUCUUCGGCGAGGAGCUCCCGCAGCGCUUCCUGCUGCACGUGGCCGACUUCCCCAUGGCCGACCUGCUCUUUGUCAUCGGAACGUCCCUGGAGGUGGAGCCCUUUGCCAGCCUGGCCGGGGCCGUGCGCGGCUCCGUUCCCCGGGUGCUCAUCAACAGAGACCUCGUGGGCCCCUUUGCGUGGCAGCAGCGGCACAAGGACGUGGCCCAGCUCGGGGACGUGGUCCAUGGGGUGCAGGCGCUGGUGGAGCUGCUGGGCUGGAGCCGGGAGCUGCAGGCGCUCAUCCAGGAGGAGAAGGAAAAGCUGGACGCCAAGUUCAAGUAGGAGCUGCUGGAGGGGCCGGGCGCUGGCAGAGGAGCUGCGGUGACACCAGCACGGGCAGAGC
Neopsephotus bourkii (Bourke's parrot) is the source of this 1028-nucleotide messenger RNA. It is a transcript of the gene SIRT3, whose product is annotated as sirtuin 3. The record is from RefSeq and is a predicted model, not a curated record. The coding region runs from base 161 to 967 and encodes 268 amino acids. Lineage: Eukaryota; Metazoa; Chordata; Aves; Psittaciformes; Psittacidae. Gene Ontology annotation, molecular function: histone deacetylase activity, NAD-dependent; NAD+ binding. The transcript has 7 exons.